AUGACCUCCCCAGCCUUGAAAGAAGUUCCCUUUACGGUAUAUUAUGGUACGCUGGUUCAUACGCCUACGUUAGGAGAACUGGAGGUGAUUGUAAAUGCAAGAGUCGGUGUUGAUGAGACCGGUACCAUAGUGUACGUGCACAAGCACGCGUUGCACGGAAGUGUUGAAGAAGAGUCGCCUAAAAACGCAAAAAUCGUUAGACUGAAUGGAUUCACCGAAUUUUUUCUUCCAGGCUUUAUUGACACUCAUAUUCAUGCACCACAGUAUCCAAACUGUGGAGUCUUUGGAAAUUCAACACUAUUUUCAUGGCUUACCAAGUACACAUACCCUGUGGAGAUGGCUUUGGUGGAUCCUAUGAAAGCUCAGCAGGUAUACGAAAAGGUGGUUAAGAGGACUUUGGCACAUGGUACAACGUGCUGUGCAUACUAUGCUACGAUACACGUGGAGCCUACCAACAUUUUGGCAGAUUCCGCAUACGGUAACGGACAGAGAGCCUUUAUUGGAAGAAGUUGUAUGGACUGUGGAAAGCCAAUUUACAACGACGAAGAUGGAGAGGGAUCAACUUUGGCAGUCAUUAACCAUAUCAGAGAAAAAGAUCCUGAAUAUGCUCUGAUAAAGCCAAUUUUAGCUCCUCGUAAUGCAAACAAGUGCUCUGAGGGAUUUAUGAAGUGGUUAGCUGCUAAAAGCAAGGAGCUGGGUCUUCCUAUUGAAACUCAUCUCAGCGAGACUGAAGAGGAGGUGGAACAGAUCAUGCAAAUGUUUCCACAUUGCAAAACAUACGCAGAGAUCUAUGACUAUCACAAUCUGUUGACAGAGAAGACAAUCCUGGGCCACUGUGUGUUUUUAUCUGAAGAGGAACUUGCGCUGAUAAACGAGCGCAAGUGUGGUAUCUCACACUGUCCCACAUCGAAUAGUUGUCUGACUUCAGGUGAAGCUCGUUUGCGUUGGAUGUUGGACAACAACACGAAAGUUGGACUCGGCACCGAUGUAUCUGGAGGCUUUUCUCCAUCGAUGCUCACCACUGCAAGACAUGCAGUGUUGGUUUCGAGGCACGUAGCUAUGAAGACCAAAAAGGACCAUGACAAGUUGUCCGUGAACGAGGCUCUUUAUCUUGCGACCCUUGGAGGAGCAAAUGUGAUUGGUAUGGGAGACUCUCUUGGCACUUUUGCCGUCGGCAAGAAAUGGGAAUGUCAGCAAAUCAACAUUGAGUCUUUGGAUCUCUUUGACUUUUUGAAUCCAUCGUUGGAGGGUUUACAAGCUCAAAAUUUAGAUGACCUUUCGAAGUUUCAAGAUCUUAUCGACAAAUGGGUGUUCAACGGUGACGACAGAAACGUGAGAAGGGUUUAUGUAAACGGCCGUUGCGUUGUUGAUAAAUCAUCUUUAACUUGA
Molecule: messenger RNA, 1389 nt
Organism: Kuraishia capsulata CBS 1993
Lineage: Eukaryota; Fungi; Ascomycota; Pichiomycetes; Pichiales; Pichiaceae
Exons: 1
Coding region: 1-1389 (462 amino acids)
Biological process (GO): guanine metabolic process
Cellular component (GO): cytosol
Molecular function (GO): guanine deaminase activity; zinc ion binding
Source: RefSeq, a predicted model, not a curated record